Molecule: messenger RNA, 1304 nt
Organism: Helianthus annuus (common sunflower)
Lineage: Eukaryota; Viridiplantae; Streptophyta; Magnoliopsida; Asterales; Asteraceae
Product: nicotianamine synthase
Exons: 2
Coding region: 92-1087 (331 amino acids)
Biological process (GO): nicotianamine biosynthetic process
Molecular function (GO): nicotianamine synthase activity
Source: RefSeq, a predicted model, not a curated record
AUUCUCUCUCCCUCUUUUCUCUCUUGACUUCUUAACCUUUGUCAACUUCACCAGAAUCUUUUCUUUUUGCUCAUAACCUCAUUGUGUCGACAUGGGUUCACUCCACCACGAAGAAGCCGAUUUGGUCACAAAAGUGUGCGAAAUUUACCACAAAAUUUCCAAACUCGAAACUCUCAAACCAUCAACAGAUGUUAACACUCUCUUCACCGAGCUUGUAACCACAUGCAUCCCACCAUCUUCCAUCAACAUAACCACUCUUCCACAAACCAUCCAAGAAACAAGGUCUAAACUCAUUAGACUUUGUGGUGAGGCUGAGGGCCAUUUAGAGGCUCAUUUCUCAACUCUUUUAGCCUCUUACCCUAAUCCUCUUAACCAUCUAGAUGUCUUCCCUUACUACUCCAACUACCUCAAACUUAGCCAACUCGAAUUCGACAUCCUUAUUCAACACUACUCUACUCAUGAUCAACCAGAUGUCGUCGUCCCCAAACGCGUAGCGUUUGUGGGCUCCGGCCCAUUACCUCUCACUUCAAUUGUCUUGGCUUCAUACCAUCUAAAGCAAGCAUCUUUCCACAACUAUGACAUAGACCAUUCGGCUAACACGAUGGCUUCACGCCUCAUUUCGUCCGAUGACGACUUGUCCAAGAGGAUGUUCUUCCACACAAUGGACAUCAUGGAGGUGACUGAUGGUUUGAAAGAGUAUGAUGUUGUUUUCUUGGCUGCACUUGUUGGGAUGGAUAUUGAUGAGAAGGUUAAAGUGAUCAAACAUCUGGCUAAGUACAUGGCACCAGGUGCGGUCUUGAUGCUAAGGAGUGCUCAUGGUGCUCGGGCUUUUCUGUACCCGGUUGUCAACCCAGAAGAUCUUCAAGGGUUUGAGGUUUUGUCAAUCUUCCAUCCCCAAGAUGAGGUUAUUAACUCGGUUGUGAUCGCACGUAAGGAUCCGGUUGCUGUGGAUACCGAUCAUAAUCAUCAUCAUCAGCUUGGGAUUGGAUCGAUUUUGCCUUCGUGUUGCAAGUAUGGUGAUUUUCAAGCUUCUAAUAAUCCACUCAACCAGAUGAAUAUUAUUGAGGAACUGGCAAUGGAGGAGUAGAUCAACUCUAUUUCUAUCUCUAGAAGUAUUGUUAUGAUCAGCAACAAUUAUAUGCAUGCAGUUGUAACUUUUUGAUUUCUGUCGGUUUUCUAAGAACUCAAAAAUUGGAGGAAUAAACAACCUUUGAUUGUGUUUUAAGAAUGGCUUUAAAUUGAGCUUGUUCUCCUUUAAAGCAGCCAUUUUAUUUCAUGGGAUAGAGCAAAUGUUUGUCCUUGUC